Molecule: messenger RNA, 843 nt
Organism: Erythranthe guttata (spotted monkey flower)
Lineage: Eukaryota; Viridiplantae; Streptophyta; Magnoliopsida; Lamiales; Phrymaceae
Product: xyloglucan endotransglucosylase/hydrolase protein 3
Biological process (GO): xyloglucan metabolic process; cell wall biogenesis
Molecular function (GO): xyloglucan:xyloglucosyl transferase activity; hydrolase activity, hydrolyzing O-glycosyl compounds
Source: RefSeq, a predicted model, not a curated record
AUGUCACGACUCGGUUUUCUAGCCAUUCUCCUUGGUGCAUUUUUUGUUGUUACAAAUAGAGCAAAUAAAACAUUUUAUGAUUACUAUUCAUAUCUUUGGGGAACUGAUCACUUUAUUAUUAAUCCCGAAGGAACAGAAGUCCAACUAAAGUGUGAUAAGUCCUCGGGUGCUGGAUUCCGAUCCAAAUCUCAGUACGCAUUCGGAGUUUUCCGUAUAAAAAUGAAGAUACCAAAUAAGAAAACUGGAGGGAUUGUAACAAGUUUCUACUUAACUUCACAAGGAGAUAAUGAGGACCCAAAUGCAAAUCAUUUUGAACUCGACUUCGAGUUUUUUGGGACAACCAAUGCAACAAUACAGACCAAUGUUUUUAUGAACGAUAGUGGGCAUAGAGAACAAGCUUUCAAACUUUGGUUUAAUCCAGCAUGGGAUUUUCACACUUACGAAAUUCGUUGGAACCCGUACUUGAUACUAUUCUCCAUUGAUAACAUUCCUAUAAGAGUGUACUAUUACACAGUACUUCAACCCUACCCGAUUGUUCCGAUGUACGUACAAGCAAGUAUAUGGGAUCCACCGCCCGAAUGGACUUGGCCCGGACCGGUCAACUGGGAAAACGCUCCCUUCAUCGCGCACUAUUCCGAUUUCGGGUUCGACGCUUGCCCUACGCCCACUGCAAAUAUUAAGGAAUGCUACAGCGAUAGAUACUAUUGGAACAACCUUAGUUACAUACAACUCAGUGACCAUGAGAAAGAAGUGAUGAAGACGUACCAGCAAAAGUAUAUGACUUACGACUAUUGUGACAACCCUUCUACUAGGAAACUUGAAUGCGUUUACGAAAACAAAUAG